This is a messenger RNA of Botrytis porri, 1086 nucleotides long. RefSeq lists its product as uncharacterized. The record is from RefSeq and is a predicted model, not a curated record. NCBI's taxonomy places the organism in Eukaryota, Fungi, Ascomycota, Leotiomycetes, Helotiales, Sclerotiniaceae. Gene Ontology annotation, biological process: tubulin complex assembly; post-chaperonin tubulin folding pathway. Bases 1 to 1086 code for a protein of 361 amino acids. Gene Ontology annotation, cellular component: cytoplasm. Gene Ontology annotation, molecular function: tubulin binding. The transcript has 4 exons.
AUGGAGAAGACAAUGCCGGCUGUUCACCUUCAAAAGCGUAUUAGCCAGCUUGGGAAUCUCUCCUUAGUUGGAGGAGAAAGGCAAGAUGCUACAGAUCACUGCCUUGCCAGUAUCACAAGACUAUCUAAUGAAGUCGCCGAUGCUACGAAUUACCUUCCAGCAUAUGACCAGAGAACUUAUUCGCAGGCAAUCAAAGGUCUCUCGGAGAACCUUCAAGAGGCGAAAGCCAAGGCUGCACCAAGAACUAGAUUCCGGUUUACUUCAAGCAAGAACAAUUCCGCUGUUUCUAUCAAUGAUGCCGCUCAGCUAGCUCAGGAAAGUCUUAACGCUACUUUAAAGGCUUCUAUGUUGUCUUCUACUGAAUCAUCAAUGGCAACCACGCCAGCUAAUUUGAUGACACCACCCGGCGAGGAAAGUGCUAGAGAUAUCGUUGGAGAUUUGCCUUCAUUCUCAAAGAAUUACAAUGCCGAAAUGGCCACUGCCUCUGGUCCAAUUCGAAAGCCGAGUUUCUCAGAAGCAAGCACCAUCAAUAUUACAGGUCAUACUGGUCUUCACAUCAUCCUACCUUCCUCAGCAUCCCGUGCAACCUCAUCUGGUGCCAUAACAAAACUUAAUGGGUGUAUUGUUGAUAUGUCAGUCCCAACGGCCAACGGUGCUCCUUUUGCUGGGCUUUCCUUGAAGAAUAUCAAGCAUUCUUUAGUCAUAGCCGGACAUGUUGCGGGAGCAGCACAUAUUACCGGCGUCGAGGAUAGUAUAAUCGUUGUCACGUCAAGACAAGUCAGAAUGCAUGAUUGUAAAAAUGUUGACAUAUACCUGCAUUGUGCUAGCAGGCCCAUCAUUGAGGACUGUAGCAAUGUGAGGUUCUCGCCUAUCCCAAAUUCGCAGAAAGUUGCAGAUGAAUCGGUCAAGAAUCAAUGGGAUCAGGUUGAUGACUUCAAAUGGCUUAAAGCAGAGCAUAGUCCGAACUGGAGCAUCUUACCAGAAGAUGAGAGAUUAAAAGAGGAAAUUUGGACAGAUGUCAUACCAGGAGGACCCGGAGUUGGACUUGAUGAUAUACUGAAGAAGAUUGGGCUUACUGGACGAUAA